Messenger RNA from Mesitornis unicolor (brown roatelo), 2169 nucleotides. RefSeq names its product pleckstrin homology domain-containing family A member 7-like. The record is from RefSeq and is a predicted model, not a curated record. Gene Ontology annotation, cellular component: zonula adherens; pore complex. The transcript has 14 exons. NCBI's taxonomy places the organism in Eukaryota, Metazoa, Chordata, Aves, Mesitornithiformes, Mesitornithidae. Gene Ontology annotation, biological process: epithelial cell-cell adhesion; pore complex assembly; cell-cell adhesion mediated by cadherin. The annotation marks the transcript as partial.
AUGUCAAGUCGGUCUGGAUUUUCAAACUCUCUUCCUCUACCGGGAUAUCCGUUCUACCAGGUGUCAUGCAGCCAUAAUCAGCAGACCACGUCAUUUAGGCAUCCUGUGACAGGACAGGUUUCUCCAGAAAAUAUUGAAUUUAUUUUGCGAGAAGAACAGACUUCAUCUAUGUCCAAGCAACAAAUAAACCAAAGACCUUCAAGCAUGAUCAGUGAAACAUCUACUGCAGUAACUACAUCUGCUGUUAAUACAAAACCUGGCUCUAAGGUCGUGAAGGCUGGAAACAAAGUUCAUAGCUUUGGAAAGAGGCAACAAGCUAUCAGGAGGAAUCCCAAUGUUCCUGUUAUAGUAAGAGGCUGGCUACACAAACAGGAUAGCUCUGGAAUGCGAUUAUGGAAAAGACGAUGGUUUGUGCUUGCUGAUUACUGUUUGUUUUACUACAAAGACAGCAGAGAAGAAUCUGUUUUGGGUAGCAUACCAUUGCCUAGUUACGUGAUAUCUCCAGUUGGACCUGAAGACCACAUAAAUCGCAAAUUUUCUUUUAAGGCAGUUCAUACAGGUAUGCGGGCAUAUAUUUAUAAUAAGAAUUCUGUUAUUGGCUCUCAGGCAGAGCAUUCAGGGAUGCGGACGUACUACUUCAGUGCAGAUACCCAGGAGGAUAUGAAUGGCUGGAUCCGGGCUAUGAAUCAAGCUGCUCUUAUGCAAACACGUUCUUCACUGAAGAGAGAAACUGAAAAAGUGGAUCAGCAAGCUGUUCCUCAAGUCAAUCAUGUGGAUGCCUGUAAAGAGUGUGUGAAGGAAGAAAUUACAGACACAAAGGAGAGUUGUCAUAAAUCAUCUGAAAUGCUUGGAUAUGAUAAGCAUGAAGAGAUAAGAAGAGAAAAAGAGGAGGAGGAGCAUUAUAUCCAUAGAAAAGAAACUCUGGAAAAUAAGAAGGGAAAGGCUAAGCAUGUGUUAACAGAAACUGAUUCAUUAUUUCCAGACUUAACAAAUGCAUCACAGUCCCAAGUAGCUCAGCCUCAGCCAGCUGAGAAGAAUGGAACACUUCCUAGUUCAUUAAGUGUGAGUGCUGGCCUAGUGGAGCAGAAUGGUACCAGCUCAUAUAAAAGAGGAUUUGUUCCCAGAACAAAUCCAGAUAAACAGAUUCAAAGAAAAAGUAACAUAGCUCAUGUGGAACGCUGGGUAAAAGUCCAAAAAGGAGAUACAAAAAGCUUCACUUCUGAUCAGACUCUUACACAUCAGGGUCUCAAUCCACCUUUUCCUGAAAACUAUCACACUUUACCAAAGAAUACCAGGCAGCCUUCAGGGAGCUCACCACCACUAAACCGCAAUUUGCCAAGUGACUACAAGUAUGCACAAGAUCGCGUUAGCCACUUGAAGAUGUCCCAGGAGGAAAGAAAAGCAAAUAAGAACGGAACUGUUUGGCAGCUGUAUGAGUGGCAGCAGAGACAGCAAUUUAAACAUGGCAGCCCCACUGCCCCACUUUAUGUAGGUUCUUCAGACUUUAUUGAUUGUGGCAAGUCAAAAAGCUCCUUAGAUGUUCCACGAUCAAUAUCUGUUCCACCGUCUCCAUCUGAUAUUCCUCCACCUGGACCUCCAAAAGGCUUUCCCCCAAGAAGACCACAUACUCCUGCAGAAAGGCUUACAGUUAAACCUUCUGAUGAGAGACAGACAGUAGAUGUUCCUUUUGCUGGAUCACCCAAGAAGAUACGAAAUCAUGCUGUAAAGAGCUCAACUCAUAUCGAUCGACGCUCUAUGCCUGCCAUGGGCUACAUGACUCAUACUGUGAGCGCCCCCAGUUUGCAUGGCAAGUCGGCGGAUGACACUUAUAUCCAGUUGAAAAAGGAUUUAGAGUAUUUGGACCUAAAGGUGACAGGACAUGACACGUUAAAAGAACGAGGUACUAAACCUGUCAAGAUUGCAGAAAGUGACACUGAUGUCAAGCUAAGCAUUUUCUGUGAGCAGGACAGAAUUCUGCAGGACUUGGAGGACAAAAUAAGAGCCCUUAAGGAAAAUAAAGAUCAGCUGGAGUCUGUUUUGGAGGUUUUACACAGGCAGAUGGAACAGUACAAAGACCAACCACAACAUGCAGAAAAGAUUUCUUACCAGCAGAGACUUUUGCAAGAGGAUCUCAUACAUAUUCGGGCUGAAAUAUCUAAAGUUUCAACG